AUGAAGCAAAAUAAGUAGUCAUCUGUCAACUUAAACCCAACUCUCAAAAGAAACAAUACUCUCGUCUCGGGACCGCUUGUACAGUAUCAGAAGCAAGUGCCUAAAACUACCUAAAAUCUAAAGACUUAGUAGUCCACCAAAUAGAAUACUACAAUUCCAAGCACUUCUUUUAGAAACACUUCUAAAGUGACUUAAGUCUAAGGCACUGCAGCAAAUGCUGGCAUAAAUGCUAGCAAGAUUAAAAUUCAUGAUGAAUAGUAAGCACAUAACAGCUAAAUGGCUUAUAAGAAAUCUAAAUUCGAACGAAACAGAAAUGAUAGUUCACCAUCAAAACUGACUGGAAUAGAUACUUAGACCUCAAGCAAGAAGCAACUGUUCGGAUAUAAGUCAAGAAAUCAGCCAAACUAAUCACUGCAUAAAAAUAAGUUUACCACAUUGUCUAGCAAAUGCAUAGUUUCAAGUCAAAGCAGCAAUCACCUAUUUCAGACAGAAAAAAGUCACUGUAAUUACAAAGACACAUAGGAUAGUCAGAAGAAUCCACUUGAGACUCUCAAUGAAGAGUUCUCAGAGACCAGAAGAAAAAUGAUUAACAACAAGUAUUUCUUUACCUCCCAAGAGAGUUAAAAUAACUUCUUCUCUGAAGUUCAAAUCAAGAAAAAAUGCUUGAAUGUUCUACACAUACCAGAUAAUUUUCAUGAACAGGAUAUCCCCUAGACUAGGAGGGAAAGUUUACUAAGCAGUUUCAAUGAGAAAGAUUUGCUAGAGGGUGACAGAAAUGCUAUUCCAGUUAUUUCAAAGGUUGGCUAGCUACAUCAAAAAGUUAGGGAGAGAAAAGAUAGCUCUUCCAUUAUUCCCUAAGUGUCAAUGAAAGACAAACCAGUAUUUGAAAUAGCGAAUAACUAUCAAUUUGAGUAGCCUAAUCAGCAGGAUACGAUAUUUAGAAAUGAAAAAUAAACAAAGAACAAGAAUUCUUUGCCAAUAGAAGAAGGAUCUAAAAUAGUCAUACUUUCAAGAAUCGAGCAUUUCAAUGGGUAGAAUGAUGAGAGUAAAAACAGUGAAAUAGAACUUGAAUUUUUGUUGAAUAUGAGUGAUGAUCUCCAUCCAAAGUCAGUUAGAAGAGCAGCUAAUUAAAACUCCUGUAAAAACCUGUCUAUGAAAUCCUCUUUUUAACAGCCUUAAAAAGUUAACCAAAGAAGUAUGUCUAAGGUAUUUGAGAUCUCCAGACUUAAUAGAUAAUUAGACUUUAAUGAAAGUAUCAGUGAUAAUCAGAAGAAGCAAUAUUCAGAUCAGUAAUAGGAUCAUUAUCAAGAAAAUCAACACUCUGAUCCGAUUAAUUUACAUCUAGAUGUCGAGGAAAACUUGGAUCAACAACAAUCAGAAGCUACAGAGUCAAUUAAGUCAUAUUUAUUUCACUUGAAGGGAUUAAAGAACAGAUACAGGCAGAUAGUCUAAGAACUUCAAGUUGAAGAGAAUAAUAACAUUAAGGCUGCAACUUAGCAGAUGCUAGCAAGUGACGAGUUCAGAAGACUCAGUCUUAAUUCAGGCACCUAACUCCUAACUAAUAAAAUUAUUGAAAUUAGGGAUGAAUACAGACAUGUAAUGCAUCUUCUUAAAUCAUAGCAUUAAUUUGAAGAUGCUAGCACAGCUUAGAGUCAGCAGGAUAAUAGUGGUGAUGAGAUCACCUCAAUGUGA
Molecule: messenger RNA, 1692 nt
Organism: Stylonychia lemnae
Lineage: Eukaryota; Ciliophora; Spirotrichea; Sporadotrichida; Oxytrichidae
Source: the annotation of a GenBank genome assembly